UGUGACCACCACGUCACGUCAAUAAAGGUGACCGUACCGUAUGUUUACAAUACAUAACGCGAAUUAAAGUUACAAAAAUAGUGACCGAUUUUAAUAUAAGAGAGUCCUUUAAUUAACAGAGUGCAGAUGCGUAAUCCGGGAAGCUAAGCUCCCGAGUUCUUCGACAACCAAUGAAAAGCUGCACAUUUGCUGUUUCUCCGAGAUCGAGCAGAGCCUGGUGCCGAGAUGAAAGUGAAACUGCUGAGUUUGUGUUCUCGUCUUGGUCAGUUCCGUCUUCUUGUUGACUCGUCGCGCACUCACUGGAUUGUUUUUUAUAUAUCCAUCCUCAAACUCCUCAUAAGAUGUCUUCCAAUGCGUGGCAACCGGCUUUUAAAACGAUAAAGGAACGAGGAAAGCAUAUGUGGAAAAACCCCGUACUCAGCGACGUGGAGUUCUUGGUGUGCACUAGCGCCGGUGUGAAAAUCAGUAUUCCCGCACAUCGAUAUGUGCUUGCUGUCAGCAGCCCCGUGUUUGAAGCGAUGUUCCACGGGGCAAUGGCUGAAUCAAGUCGAAAAGUCAGCCUCACCGACUGUACUGCCGAGGCCUUGAGCGAAAUGCUGAGAUACGCUUACUUCGACGAGGUGGAACUAACCGGAAGUAAUGUGAUGUCGGUUAUGUACCUUGCAGAGAAGUACAUUUUGCCAGGGUUGAAUGAGAAGUGUACCCAGUUCCUGCAAGAAAAUCUUGAGGCGAAAGACGUGCUUUUUGUCCUUCCAGAAAUCAUGAAAAUACAGGAUGAAAAUCUACAGCGCCAUUGUUGGAAACUGGUAGACGAGACAACCGAGGAAGUCGUGAUGUCUGAUGCAUUCCUGAGUGUCACGCGAGAGCUGUUGUGUGACAUCUUAGAUAGGGAUGAGCUGAUGAUCGAAGAGUUGGAGUUAUUCAAGGCUGUGGAUCGCUGGGCAGAGCAGCAGACUUCAAGUGAGGGACUGGGUGUGGAUGGUGAAUCUAAGAGGAAUGUUCUUGGUGAGGAAGCCAUUAGGCGGCUUCGAUUUCCGUUGAUUUCCCAAGAACAAUUUGUCAAACAUGUGCUGCCAAAAGAUAUUCUCAACAGGGAAGAGAUCGUUGAUCUUUUUGCCCACUAUGUGCUACCAAAAGAGAAGGGCUCUGUCCUUUUCAGAGCAACAUCAAGAGGCUUGAAAAUAAGGGGAGUUUCAUCCUCUGUUACAAGGUUUACUUCAGUUAGCCAUACGCCGUCAUACCGCACUUACAAUGAACAUUCUAUUUGCUUUGAAGUCAAUACAGAGAUUGAACUGUCAGCAGUCACAUUGUUUGGUAGUCUAGGAAACACAUAUAAAGUAAGUUUAAAAAUAGAAAGAGAUGGACAACCAGUCUACAAACAGAAGAAUCGUAAUUUCUCAAGUACACAUAUAACCAUGCUAGGACAUGACUGCCCUGGAUUUGUAGUCACCUUUGAUUACCCUGUGCUCAUAGAGCCCUAUUCAACUCACAUCUUGCGAGCAUGGAUCGAUGGUCCAGAUACUUGUUCUGGGCAGAAAGGGCUGUCAGUUGUGAUAAAUGGAGAUGUUGAGUUUAAUUUUAUGGAUUCCCCAGACAGAUUUUGGAAUUCUGGAGCUGAAGGAGGUCAGUUCCCUGUAUUUCACUACAUUUAUUAAAAAAACAGAAUUGCAGUGUGACAACUAAUUUUUUUUUUCCUCCAACUCAUUCAUACCGUUGCAUAUAUUUGUGUAUAUGUUAACAAAUCUGUCCUACUGCCCUUGCAAUCGUGCAGAUGUAUAAGCAAAGGCGUCAACCCUAACGCCUGGGAGGUGGAGGGGCUACUCAGCUUUAGACAUUACAGUUUUAGUUGUUUAUUACAUUUUUAGUAUUUUCGAAAACACUUUCACUGAAAGAUCAAAUUCAGGACCUUGGAAGCACAAGCUGAUUUUUAAUUUCUCAUGUAGAUGACAUAAACUUCUCAGAAUUACAAUACUAGUCUAAAGCGGUCUUGUUUGUAUUAAAUAUUGUUGUAAAUAUUGUUUAAAAUACAAGUAAAAAACCUGUAUUUGA
Molecule: messenger RNA, 2049 nt
Organism: Nematostella vectensis (starlet sea anemone)
Lineage: Eukaryota; Metazoa; Cnidaria; Anthozoa; Actiniaria; Edwardsiidae
Product: BTB/POZ domain-containing protein 6
Exons: 1
Coding region: 342-1655 (437 amino acids)
Biological process (GO): neurogenesis
Cellular component (GO): cytosol
Molecular function (GO): protein binding
Source: RefSeq, a predicted model, not a curated record